Molecule: messenger RNA, 2736 nt
Organism: Lodderomyces elongisporus
Lineage: Eukaryota; Fungi; Ascomycota; Pichiomycetes; Serinales; Debaryomycetaceae
Exons: 1
Coding region: 1-2736 (911 amino acids)
Source: RefSeq, a predicted model, not a curated record
AUGUUGGAAGUACCGCUCGGUAAGGCGGACCCUAACCCAUUUCUAUCAAAUGGUGGCCAAGAAAGCAAUCUUCCUCCGAAAUAUAGUCCGGCUGAUACUAGGAAAAAUACACUGCCUUUAUUAGAACCUGGACACGGUAAUCGUUAUAACAACAAUGGUGAUAAUCGGAAUUCUGAUGACAUGAACGAAUCAAACGAAUCAAAUGAAUCAAACGAGUCAAAUGAAUACAACGUGGCCAAUGAAAUUACACCUUUGCUCAAUAGUAGGACUUCUAUACCACAUCAUACAAUCUUGCAACGGAUGUUUAGCCCCAGAUGGUGGUGUUACUUUGGACUUUCCUUACUUAUUACCCUAGUAACACUAACUUGCCUUACUUUUUGGAACAUCGAGAAUGUUAUCAAUGAAGCCAUUGAUGUUCAGAUUUACGGUGCAAAACUCGAGGGUCUUACAGGAAGUGGCGUAGCAGUGCACUUACAAGGCUCGAUUACUUUAAAUUACAACACAAUUGACAAUAGCAAUGCAAUUCAGCGUUCCUUACUAAAGAUGGGCGCAUUUAUGAUUGGUUUUAUUACUAUUUCAUCCUUGGAGCGUGUUCAAAUUCAUGUGAAGCUAGUCGAUGUUGAAACCUGUCCUUUUCUUUAUCUUGCAAAUGUGCACCCACCACCUAUCAAAAUCAAUGUGCGAAAUAAUUCAACUACCGUACUAGAUAUACUGAGUGAAUGUACGUUUGAAGAGAGUCAGUUUUUUCAAUUUCUCAAAUAUUAUUAUCAACUCACGGGAGAUGUGCUUAAUGCUGAUGUGAAGAUAAUAGAGGAAAAAGUUAAUAUAAGGGCAUGGGACGUCAUUAGCUUGAGCCUCAAAAAUGUUGAAUUGCGUGAUACUAUUUCCAUCGACCGCAGCACAAUGAGGAUUCCCCAUGAUGUAACAGUAGAUCGAUUCAAGGUUGACUCUGCUGAUGACGGAGCAGUGGUGCGUAUAGCUGCUGACAUUAUACUCUCAAAUGACCUUGAUUUUGCUCUUGAGUUGGACUCUAUUGUUUGGGACUUGAUGUUUGACAAUUGCGAUAAAGAGUUGGUGAAGAUAGGAUCCUGGACGACUGCACCAUUUAAUAUCACCCAAGGACGUUCCAUCAAUGCAACAGUUUUAGGGGAGAUCAAGAGCGUGCCUAGUAGCCUAAUGGAUGACUGUGCUGAUACGGUUAGUCCCAUUACCCAGAUUGUGCAACACUAUUUGAACGGAGAGCCCAUCAUUUUCUAUCUUCAUAUUAAUAAAGUUGUGCUGGAUAGGUUUCCGCCGUGGCUUCUCGAAAUGCUCAUCAAAAUUCCUCCAGUUAAGUUUGAAAUCAAGAUUCCAAAGUUUGGUACUUUUGCAACACCCAAACACGUAGCGUUGAAGCUGAUGAAUAUGGUUUUCUUGGAAAAUACCAAUGCAAACACGGAUUCUGGGUUGGAGCUCAACCUACAAAGUAACUGUACAAUACAAUUAGAGGAAGAUUUUCCCUUUCCUAUUGAAUUUAAGAAAUGGGUGAUGGACUUUAAUGUUAGUUGCAACGAAAAACACAUUUUUUAUGCGCAAUCAGGAAGCUAUGUAUACUCCUCUAUCUUACAUGAGGAUGGGUUUGACAAAUUUGACAUUGAGAUGGAUGAUCUUGGUGUGGUUAUUGUAGACCCUCGAUCUUUGGGUCAACUCGUCAAUGGGAUAAUGAAUAAUGGAAAAUCUAUUCUUGGUGCUACUAAAUUAUUUGCCAACGCCAGUCUUGGUGGGCUUGAACUCAAAUUGCCGCUUAUUGAGAGGCUUAUACUUUCGCAUCUUGAAAUUUCUCAGUUUCAAGUACCAACUAAGUUUGGUGUAAAAAAGAUGCCGCAAAAACAGGAAACAGUGGCACGACAAUUGCCGCCUUUGGUAAUUGACCAAUUGAACAUCACAAUUGAACAACUAUACUAUAUUGAAUCCAGUCCAAACGAAAUAAACUUCUUGGUAGAGCUUUCCUUAUUCAACCCGUCAAACUUUUCGAUUGAGCUUCCGCUUGGAACUGGGCAAAAAGUGCAUAUAGGAUUAGUCAAAGAUGAUAUUCUUCUUGGGUCUAUUGGGUUGACUAAAGAGAUUUUAUUAACUACUCAAGAGAGGAAUGAGUUGAUCAUUGAGUUAAAAUUGGAAUAUCAUUCUGUUCUGGAGAAGCUACACCUUCAAGACUUUAUAAGUAACUAUAUCUCAUCCGUGUCUUUGGAACGCCCCAAAAAUGUUACAACGAUCGAACUCACUAGAAACUCGGCGUUAAACUACCCUUCGUUAAACAAUUUUUUGCAAGAAAUUAAACUAUAUAACUUGGCUCUUCCAAACGUCACUUUUGAUACACCCGCAAGAAUUCUCGACUCUUCAAUGUUCAUAAUAGAUGUGACAAUACAUAUUCUUGCAUCUGAGGUUGAGGUGACAGUUUAUAACCCGUUGGCCAACGCAGAAGUCCAGCUCGAGAUCCUUCAGUCAUUUGCAAAACAUGGAGAAGUGGUGUUGGGCUAUAUUGCAAAAAGGCAAGUCUUGGUUGUACCUCCUGGUAUCUACACGACACCGAGGAUUCCUUUCAAAGUCAAUAAUGAUGCAGCACGAGAUAUUUUGAGAAAUACACUAAACCGAGAUUUAGAGAUUGAUGUUCUUGCUGACGUUAAUGUGGGUGUUGAUAAGUUUGACUUGAGAUUGAUGUACAGAGGUGUGCAAUUGAUAUCAAAAAUUAGACUAUAA